AUGCGGGGCGGGUCUGAAUCGUGGCGGGUUCGGGGUCGGGUUCAGGAUAACCCCGCCCCUACCCGCCCCGGAGUACAUAUAUAUAUAUAUAACUUUUUAGCAAUUAGGGUUAGUAGGUUAAGGUUCUCACCCACCGUCACUGAACUCCCAGUCUCCCACUCUCCCAGUCCCAACCCUCGUUGUCUCUUCCACGCCUCCUUCAAGGUUCAAGCCGCAUGUCGCUCCUCCUCCGCGCCGCCUCUCAGUCCCACAUUCUCUGCGCUCCCUCCGGCCUCCAAGUCGCGCACUAGACGAGCCACCCCCGUGCCUCCUCUGCAUCGUAAUCGAGCCUCGUCUGGCUCCUCCUCUGCGCCGCCUCUCAGUCCCACAUGCUCGUGUAUGGAGUUCAUGGCACAGUGCAACUCACGCAAGGCGAGGGAAUCAAACCCUGCGUGCCAGGUGGAGGUGAAGCGCCGAACCGAUGAACACCCGCCGCAGAUCACGGUGACCUUCGUGAACGGCGUCGAGCAAGCCUUCGAUGCGACCUCAACCCCUGCACAGAUCAUAAGGACCAUGAUUCUUGAAAAAGGCCAAACCCUAGAGACCGAGCAGAUGUUCCGAGAAGCUGGUGAGUCAUGGCCCGCCAUCAUUCCCAAAGAAGAGCUAUCUCAGCCCGCACCUGGCGUCAAUCCCAGGAAAGCAGAGGAGAAGAAGCAAUAGUCAUGUAUUGUUGAACCUACGAACAGCCAGAAAAUAUUCCAAUUUUCUCACACACUCUCUCAUUUCUUUUGGCGGGGAGAGUACA
Messenger RNA from Arachis duranensis, 784 nucleotides. RefSeq lists its product as uncharacterized. The record is from RefSeq and is a predicted model, not a curated record. The transcript is spliced from 2 exons. Gene Ontology annotation, cellular component: mitochondrial large ribosomal subunit. The coding region runs from base 1 to 699 and encodes 232 amino acids. Lineage: Eukaryota; Viridiplantae; Streptophyta; Magnoliopsida; Fabales; Fabaceae.